Molecule: messenger RNA, 2928 nt
Organism: Puma concolor (puma)
Lineage: Eukaryota; Metazoa; Chordata; Mammalia; Carnivora; Felidae
Gene: NLRP3
Product: NLR family pyrin domain containing 3
Biological process (GO): negative regulation of non-canonical NF-kappaB signal transduction; inflammatory response; negative regulation of acute inflammatory response
Cellular component (GO): NLRP3 inflammasome complex; cytoplasm
Molecular function (GO): DNA-binding transcription factor binding; sequence-specific DNA binding
Source: RefSeq, a predicted model, not a curated record
AUGAACAUGGCAAGUGUCCGCUGCAAGUUGGCCCGUUACCUGGAGGAUUUGGGGGACACAGACUUUAAGAAAUUCAAGAUGCACUUAGAAGACUACCCUUCUCAAAAGGGGUUCAGCCCACUCCCUCGGAGUCAGACAGAGAAGGCAGACCACAUGGAUCUAGCUACUUUGAUGAUUGACUUCAAUGGUGAGGAGAAGGCAUGGGCCAUGGCAGUGUGGAUUUUUGCUGCAAUCAACAGGAGAGACCUUUAUGAAAAAGCUAAGAGGGAUGAGCCACAGUGGGAUAAUGCACAUGUGGUAUACCGGGAAGAAAGCCUUGAAGAAGAGUGGAUGGGUUUAUUUGGGUACCUAUCCAGAAUCUCUAUUUGUAAAAAAAAGAAGGAUUACUGUAAGAAGUACAAAAAACAUGUGAGGAGCAGAUUCCAGUGUAUCAAAGAUAGGAAUGCUCGUCUGGGUGAGAGCGUGAACCUCAACAAACGCUAUACCAGGCUGCGUCUUGUCAAGGAACACAAGAACCAGCAAGAGAGGGAACAUGAGCUCCUGGCCAUCGGCAGGACUUCAGCCAAGAUGCUGGACAGCCCUGUGAGCUCCCUGAAUGUGGAAUUACUGUUUGAGCCUGACGACCAACACUCUGAGCCUGUUCACACGGUGGUAUUCCAGGGAGCAGCAGGCAUUGGGAAAACAAUACUGGCAAGGAAGAUCAUGUUGGACUGGGCAUCAGAGAAAAUUUACCAGGACAGGUUUGACUAUUUGUUUUAUAUCCACUGUCGGGAAGUGAGUCUUGGGACACGGAGGAGCCUGGGAGACCUGAUUGUCAGCUGCUGCCCGGAUCCAAACCCACCCAUAUGCAAGAUUGUGAGCAAGCCUUCUCGGAUUCUCUUCCUCAUGGAUGGCUUCGAUGAACUUCAGGGUGCCUUUGAUGAGCACACAGAGGCGCUCUGUACAAACUGGCAGAAGGUAGAGCGGGGAGACAUUCUCCUGAGCAGCCUCAUCAGAAAGAGGCUGCUUCCCGAGGCCUCUUUACUUAUCACCACGAGACCUGUGGCUCUGGAGAAACUACAGCAUUUGCUGGACCGCCCCCGUCAUGUGGAGAUCCUGGGUUUCUCAGAGGCCAAAAGAAAGGAAUACUUUUUCAAGUAUUUCUCAGAUGAGCAGCAAGCCAGGGAGGCCUUCAGGCUGAUUCAGGAGAAUGAGAUCCUCUUCACCAUGUGCUUUAUCCCCUUGGUCUGCUGGAUUGUGUGCACUGGGUUGAAGCAGCAGAUGGACAGUGGCAAGAGUCUUGCCCAGACAUCCAAGACCACCACUGCAGUGUACAUCUUCUUCCUCUCCACUUUGUUGCAAUCCCGCAGAGGGAACCAGAACCACGAUGUCUCUACUAACCUCCGGGGUCUCUGUUCCUUGGCCGCAGAUGGAAUCUGGAACCAGAAAAUCCUGUUUGAGGAGUGUGACCUUAGGAAUCAUGGCCUUCAGAAGGCAGAUGUAUCUGCUUUCUUGAGGAUCAACCUAUUCCAGAAGGAAGUGGACUGUGAGAAAUUCUACAGCUUCAUCCACAUGACCUUCCAGGAAUUCUUUGCUGCCAUGUACUACUUGCUGGAAGAGGAGGGACAGGGAGACACAGGGAGCUUGCUGUUGAGUGGUUCCAAGCUUCCCAACCGAGAUGUGACAGUCCUUCUGGAAAACUAUGGCAAGUUUGAAAAGGGGUAUCUGAUUUUCGUUGUCCGUUUCCUCUUUGGCCUUGUAAACCAGGAGAGAACCUCCUACUUGGAGAAAAAACUGAGUUGCAAGAUCUCUCAGCAAAUCAGGCUGGAGCUGCUAAAAUGGAUUGAAAAGAAAGCCAAGGCCAAGAAUCUGCAGAUCCAGCCCAGCCAGUUGGAGUUGUUCUACUGUCUAUAUGAGAUGCAAGAGGAGGACUUUGUGCAAAAGGCCAUGGGCCAUUUCCCCCAAAUUGACAUCAAUCUCUCUACCAGAAUGGACCAUGUAGUUUCUUCUUUUUGUAUUGAGAACUGUCAAGGUGUGGAAUCACUUUCCCUGAGGUUGCUUCAUAACUCUCCAAAGGAAGAGGAGGAGGAAGAGGAGGAGGAAGUGCAACACUGUGAGGUGGACCACUGUGUCCUCCUAGAUCCUCAUGCUGCCUAUACUCACCGGUUGGUGAACUGCCAUCUCACUGUUAGCCUUUGGCAGGGUCUCUUCUCAGUACUAAGCACUAGCUGGAACCUCACGGAACUGAACCUCAGUGACAAUGCUCUGGGGGACCCAGGGAUGAUGGUGUUAUGUGAGAUGCUCCAGCGUCCUGGCUGUAAUGUUCAGAGAUUGUGGUUGGGGCGAUGUUGCCUUUCCUAUCAGUGCUGCUUCAACAUCUCCUCAGUCCUGAGCAGCAAUCAGAAGCUGGUAGAAUUGGAUCUGAGCCACAACAGCUUGGGAGAUCUUGGAAUCAGACUUCUUUGUGUGGGACUGAGGCAUCUAUUCUGCAAUCUGAAGAAGCUCUGGUUGAUGAAUUCGGGACUUACAUCAGGUUGCUGCCCAGCUCUGUCUUCAGUGCUCAGCACUAACCAGAAACUCACACACCUUUACCUAAGGGGCAAUGCUCUUGGAGACACAGGGGUGAAGCUACUCUGUGAGGGCCUCUUGCACCCCAGCUGCAAGCUUCAGAUAUUGGAAUUGGACAACUGUAGUCUCACCUCACACUGUUGCUGGGACCUUUCCACACUUCUGACCUCCAACCAGAGCCUGCGGGACCUGAGCCUAGGCAACAAUGACCUUGGUGAUCUGGGGGUCAUGCUACUCUGUGAGGUGCUGAGGCAGCAGGGCUGCCUCCUGAAACGCCUGAAGUUGUGUGGAAUGUAUUUCAAUUAUGAUACAAAAUGUGCAUUAGAAAUACUUCAAGAAGAAAAGCCUGAGUUGACCAUUGUCUUUGAGCCUUCUUGGUAG